AUGAAGCUCACUCUUUCCGCCCUGGGCGGCAUGCUCGCGAUGCUACCUGCGGUGCUCGCGGCGACCGUGGACAAGCGAGGCCCCGUGCCCUACAAGGUGCAAACCCCGCCUCUCGAUACCGACUGGACGUACAAGGUCGGAACCAAUCCCUGGCCGGAGCAUCCACGACCGCUGCUGCACCGCGACAACUGGCAGAGCCUGAAUGGCAUCUGGACAUAUGAGAGCGCCGACGGCAGCUCCCCUGCGCAGGCGCUCGCCAGCCCUCCGGACCGCCAGCUCGGAAAAGAAAUCAUGAUUCCCUCGUGCGUCGAGAGCGGCCUCUCCGGCGUGCAGGAAUACCCCGUCACAAACAUGUGGUUCACCAGGACAUUCAAGGUGCCGGACUCGUGGCGCGGCCAGAACGUGCUGCUCAACUUUGAGGCCGUCGACUACGAGGCCACCGUCUUUCUCAACGGCGUCAAGGUCGGACACAAUGUGGGUGGCUACUUUCGCUUUACAAUUGACGUGACGAGCCAAAUCAAACAUGGUCAAGAUAAUACGCUGUCCUGUUCCGGCAUCUGGCAGACGGUCUGGCUGGAAAGUGUGCCGCAAAACCACAUCACUGGUGUUGACGUCACUGCCGACAUGGACGGCAACGUCGCUUUCACUGUCCACAGUUCAGGAAACAAUGGAACAGGUGUCAAGUUCAAUCUCUUUGAUAAGCAUGGCAAACAGGUCGCCUUGUCCGUCGGCAGAUCCGAUUCCGAGGUCAAGUUUCGGCUCGCCUCUCCUAAUCUUUGGUCCCCCUCUUCGCCCUAUCUCUACAACAUUACCGUUUCCAUGGGCGCCGACACAAUUAGCAGCUACACCGCGUUCCGCAGCAUCGCAGUGGGCGAGGUCAAUGGUAUCAAACGGCCCUUGCUCAAUGGCAAGUUCACCUUUUUGAUGGGCACUCUGGAUCAGGGCUUUUGGCCCGACGGCUUGUAUCUCCCUCCCAACCGCGAAGCCAUGGUGUAUGACUUGAAGAUGCUCAAGAGCCUCGGGUUUAAUUCCAUCAAAGUAGAGCCAGAUCUCUUUUUCCGCGCCUGCGACGAAAUGGGUCUCGUCGUCAUUCAAGAUAUGCCGAGCAUGUCGGCCGAUGGCAGAGUACCGAAUGCAGACCAACAGGCCGAGUUUCGCCGUCAGCUGGGGAUCCUCAUCAAUGAGCACAAAAACUAUCCGUCGAUUCUGGUCUGGGUCAUCUACAACGAAGGCUGGGCCCAAAUCAACAGACCCCCCUACCCCGAAGGUGAACUGACAGAGAUGGUGCGCAAAUUGGAUCCGACGAGAUUGAUCGACUCAGUUACUGGCUGGAAUGACCAUGGUUUUGGCGACUUUUCGGACAACCACCACUAUGCCAACCCGCAGUGUGGCAGCCCGUUCUCGUCGCUCCCUGGCGGCCCAUACGACUCGAGCAGGAUCGGCUUCUCGGGAGAAUUCGGCGGUGUUGGUCACAAUGUCUCAGCCGACCACUUAUGGAAGGUGCAGCAUGCCAUUGACGAAAUCAACCAGACGUACGAAAUGGAUGAGACUCUCGAGGCGUACAACUACCGCACUGGCGUGCUGUUUAGGGAGUUGAAGGAGCAGAUUGAGAUGUACGCCUGCAGCGGCGCCAUCUACACCCAGACGAGCGACGUCGAGGGCGAGCUCAACGGCCUGUACACGUACGACCGCCGCAUUCUUCGCCCAGACGUGAAGCAGUGGAAGCGGGACAUUGGUCGCUUAUAUGCGGCGGCACAGGGCCGCGGCGGUGCUUGA
Cordyceps militaris CM01 is the source of this 1776-nucleotide messenger RNA. Its product is annotated as hydrolase, putative. Lineage: Eukaryota; Fungi; Ascomycota; Sordariomycetes; Hypocreales; Cordycipitaceae. Gene Ontology annotation, molecular function: hydrolase activity, hydrolyzing O-glycosyl compounds. Gene Ontology annotation, biological process: carbohydrate metabolic process. The transcript has 7 exons. The coding region runs from base 1 to 1776 and encodes 591 amino acids. The record is from RefSeq and is a predicted model, not a curated record.